This is a messenger RNA of Thermothielavioides terrestris NRRL 8126, 1507 nucleotides long. Its product is annotated as nucleosome assembly-like protein. The coding region runs from base 222 to 1484 and encodes 420 amino acids. The transcript is spliced from 4 exons. Gene Ontology annotation, biological process: nucleosome assembly. The record is from RefSeq and is a predicted model, not a curated record. Lineage: Eukaryota; Fungi; Ascomycota; Sordariomycetes; Sordariales; Chaetomiaceae. Gene Ontology annotation, molecular function: histone binding; chromatin binding. Gene Ontology annotation, cellular component: nucleus; chromatin.
UGCGCAAGCCAAGGUGCCCCGCAAAUUUUCUUUGGAUACCCAUUAACGCGAGUUCCCCUCCUCAACAUUUCUAAACCCGCCAUUUCAUCCUCUGAAAUUUUACAACCUCUCCCGCCACAUCAAAUUCCCCAGACCUGUCGAUUCGCCACAGACGCAGAUCUUCUUUCUUGUCAUCGCGAAAAAGCGUCACUUCCAUCGACAGAAACCGGCUCCCCAUCACCAUGGCUGAGCCCAUCAAGAACAAGCGGCCCGACCCCGCCGUCGCUCCCACACCCCAGAACACACCGGCAAAUGCGGCUCCCAUUUCGUCGCAUGCCCAGCAGCCUGGUAUUUCGAGCAUCAAGGAAGAGGAUUUGGACCGCGCCGCUGCGUCCAUUUUCGCUAAGGACCCGCGCCUUGUGUCCAUGAUUCACAACCGGCUGGGAUCGCUCGUUGGCAGGUCAUCUGGCUACAUCGAGUCGCUUCCCACCGAGGUCAAGCGCCGCGUCGCUGGCCUCAAGGGCAUCCAGAAGGAGCACUCCAAGCUCGAGGCAAAGUUUCAGGAGGAGGUCUUGCAGCUCGAGAAGAGGUAUUUUGCCGAGUUCACGCCUCUGUACGAGCAGCGUGCUGCCAUCGUGAACGGCAAGACCGAGCCCACCGAAGAGCAGGUCAAGGCUGGCGAGAAGGGUGAUGAGGCCAAGGAGACCGAGGGUGCCGCCGUCAAGGAGGAGAAGCCUGCUGAGGGCGCCAGCAAUAUCUCGGGCAUUCCCGAGUUCUGGCUUUCGGCCAUGAAGAAUCUGGUUUCCCUGGCUGAAAUGAUCACCGAGCGGGACGAGGAGGCGCUCAAGUCCCUGGUCGAUAUCCGGAUGGAGUACCUCGAUCGGCCCGGAUUCCGCCUUAUCUUCGAGUUCGCGGACAACGACUUCUUCACCAACAAGACCAUCACCAAGACGUACUACUACCAAAACGAGAGUGGCUAUGGUGGCGACUUUAUCUACGACCACGCCGAGGGCGACAAGAUCGACUGGAAGCCGGGCCAGGAUCUGACCGUCCGCAUCGAGCAGAAGAAGCAGCGCAACAAGAGUGAGUGCCCGCUAUCGCCGUAUGCGAAAAUCGAAGCACUGUUGACGGACGCAGCCACCAAGCAAACCCGUAUCGUCAAGAAGACGGUCCCGACGGAGUCGUUCUUCAACUUCUUCUCGCCUCCCAAGGCUCCGGCGGACGACGAUGAUGACGCCGCUUCCGAUAUCGAGGAGCGCCUGGAGCUCGACUAUCAACUGGGCGAGGAUAUCAAGGAGAAGCUCAUCCCUCGGGCGAUCGAUUGGUUUACUGGAGAAGCCCUAGCCUUUGAGGAGAUCGAUGACGACUUUGAUGGUUAUGAGGAUGAAGAGGAUGAAGAUGGCGAGGACCUCAGCGGCGAUGAGGAUGAUGAGGAUGAGUCGGAAGAGGAAGAGGAGGACGGCGCCAAACCGAAGCAGGAGCCCACGGAGUGCAAGCAGAGCUAAAGGACGAUUUCGCCACCCCGCUG